Molecule: messenger RNA, 387 nt
Organism: Schistosoma spindalis
Lineage: Eukaryota; Metazoa; Platyhelminthes; Trematoda; Strigeidida; Schistosomatidae
Source: the annotation of a GenBank genome assembly
AUGGUUAAUGUUCAUAAAGGAAUUCUCGUCAAGUGCGACCCUGCUAUGAAACAAUUUCUCCUACAUUUAGCAGAAAAUUUAGUUUUGGGCAAAAAUUUCGUACAUACGGAUUUAGAUGACUAUCAUUUGUUUAUCGACGCAGAUAUUCUUAGUAAACUUCAAGAAAAAGUAGAUGGUUUAAUGGAAAGUUUAUCUUUUCCAAUGACUGUUGAAAAUGAUUGAUUUUGUUGUUUUAUUUUUGAAUGUUCACUAUUCAGUUAUCCUACGCUUUGCCGGUUUUUGUAAAUGAGCAACAGUUGUUCUACUGUUCAUCAGUAUUCUGUGAAUAGCCUUAUUCCUUAUAAUCUAACUAUUUAUACCGUACAAUGUCAUAUUUUGUAAAUAACU